AUGGCAAAUUGGGGAACUAUGCUUGUUUUCUUCGGAUCUUUGUACCCCACAACCACGCGUUUUACUUUCAUCGAAGCACUCAAAAAGUAUGGUCUUUGUCUUUUAUUCCACCUGAAUAGUCCAUUCCCACCCACUGUCACAGAUUGUUCUGGUUUUACUCUUACCCUCCAGUUCUCUGUUCUCACAAAGACACAAUUAGCAUUCAUUCAAUUCUCUCUAAUUGAAGAAAUGGCGGAAGGAGCUCUGUCCGGAGUUGCUAAGGGAAUCAUCGGGAUAGCGGGCAAGCUAGCACUCUCAGAGGUUGCGCUCAUCUGGGGUGUCAAAGACGAGAUCAACAAACUCAAGGAGACAGUUUCCACUAUCAAAGCUGUCCUUAUGGGUGCAGAGGCGAAGCAACACAACAGUGAAGCGAUCAAAGUGUGGCUGCAAAGGCUUAAGGACGCCAUGUUUGAUGCGGAUGACUUACUGGAUGAAAUCUCCACUGAGGCCCUACAACGGGAAGUGAUGACCCGUGACAAGGCCAAAAAGGUACGCAUCUUAUUUUCCAAACCUAACCAGCCUGCAUAUGGUAUUAGAAUGGGUCAUAAGGUUAAGGAGAUGAGGGAGAGGCUAGUUGCUAUAGCUGCGGACAGGCAGUUUCACUUGGAUGAACGUCGUGAGGAGAUACAAGUCAGGAAUGAGUCAAGACGGCAGACUCAUUCCUUUGUAAGUGCUGAAAAUGUUAUUGGGAGGGAGGAGGAUAAGAAGGCCAUUAUUGGAUCUCUGUUGGAUCCCAAUGUUAAGGAGAAUGUUUCUGUCCUUCCGAUAGUUGGUAUCGGAGGACUAGGAAAGACCACAGUUGCUCAACUUGUCUUCAAUGAUAAAGAACUCAGAGACCAUUUUGAGCCAAAAGUGUGGGUGUGUGUCUCUGAGAAUUUUGAUGUGAAGAUAAUUGUUGAGAAAAUCUUGGAAUGUAUAAAAAAUGAGAAACCGAAAGACCUUGAAAUGAACACAUUAGUCAAUAAUCUUCAAAAAGAAAUUAAUGGAAAAAGAUACUUGCUUGUGUUGGAUGAUGUGUGGAAUGAGAAUCGUGAGAAAUGGCUUAGCUUGAAAGAUAUUUUGACGGGUGGCGCAAGAGGCAGUGGAAUAUUAUUGACUACACGCAUUAAAAAAGUGGCAGAGAUUACAAAAUCUAUGCAAUUGCACUUGUUAAGGGGUUUAGAUGAUCAACAGUCUUGGUCUUUAUUGAAGAAGAUGGCGUUUAAAGAGGGGGAAGAAUUGAAGAAUGCAAGUUUUGAAAAAAUUGGGAAUGAGAUUCUAAAGAAGUGUGGAGGGAUUCCGCUUGCUAUAAGAGCAAUAGGAGGUCUGUUGUAUUUAAGAAAAUCUGUAAGAGAGUGGCAAUUAUUCAAAGACAAUGACCUUUUGAAUAUAUCUGAGGAAGCCAAUGAUAUUUUACCAACAUUAAAGUUGAGUUACGAUCAUCUCCCAUCACAUUUGAAGCAAUGUUUUGCUUUUUGUAGUAUAUUUCCAAAGGAUUGUAAGAUUGAAAAGGUGAGUUUGAUUUAUAUGUGGAUGGCGCAAGGAUUCAUCAAAUUGUAUAACGAAAAGAAAUGUCCACAAGAUGUUGGGAAUGAGUAUUUUAUGGAUUUGCUUUGGAGAUCGUUCUUUCAAGAAGUUGAAAAGGAUGAACUUGGCAAUAUUUAA
Quercus robur (English oak) is the source of this 1683-nucleotide messenger RNA. RefSeq names its product putative disease resistance protein RGA3. Gene Ontology annotation, molecular function: ADP binding. Gene Ontology annotation, biological process: defense response to other organism. The transcript has a single exon. The record is from RefSeq and is a predicted model, not a curated record. Bases 1 to 1683 code for a protein of 560 amino acids. Lineage: Eukaryota; Viridiplantae; Streptophyta; Magnoliopsida; Fagales; Fagaceae.